Molecule: messenger RNA, 753 nt
Organism: Ceutorhynchus assimilis (cabbage seed weevil)
Lineage: Eukaryota; Metazoa; Arthropoda; Insecta; Coleoptera; Curculionidae
Source: the annotation of a GenBank genome assembly
AUGAAGUUUAUUCCAACUCAAUACCAGAAAAAGUUGGAAAAUUCAGCUGUUCGAGCAGAUCGUAUGAGAGGAGGCAGGAACAAAUUCGGACCAAUGUACAAACGGGAUAGGGCGCGCAAACUACAAAUCAUGAGGCAGCGGCAGUUGGCAGCUCAGACUUUGAGAGGCAGCCAACUAUCGUCGGACAGCAUGUACAGUCAACCUGGAACUUCGCCUUUCGCCAAUAUACACAUCAAACAGGAAAUUCAAAUACCUCAGGUUUCUUCCUUAACGUCAUCCCCGGACUCAUCCCCUUCCCCAAUAGCCGUAGCCUUGGGCCAAGUCAGCUCCCAAAUGCAACUAUCAAAUACCACCGGCCAACCCGCACUCCAAAUCGUCGGUGUUCCGAGCAACCAAACCCAAAACCCGAACAUCGAUCAGAAACUGUGGGGCGCAGCCAACUCAACAACAACAUCGCCUCACUCGCUCAGUCCGAAAUCGUUCCAAUUUGACACGGUGGUACCGGGCGUGCCUCAGAACAAAGUGUCGCCUCUGAUACGCGAUUUCGUGCAGGCAAUCGACGAUCGGGAGUGGCAGAACUCGUUGUACGGACUGUUGCAGAGUCAGACGUACAAUCAGUGCGAGGUGGACUUGUUCGAACUUAUGUGUAAAGUUUUAGAUCAGAAUUUGUUUUCGCAAGUCGACUGGGCGAGGAAUUCGAUUUUUUUCAAGGAUCUCAAGGUAAUUAUUUUUGCUUUAUUUGUUGGUUUCUGA